This is a messenger RNA of Fusarium verticillioides 7600, 2392 nucleotides long. RefSeq names its product glutamine synthetase. The record is from RefSeq and is a predicted model, not a curated record. Gene Ontology annotation, molecular function: glutamine synthetase activity. Lineage: Eukaryota; Fungi; Ascomycota; Sordariomycetes; Hypocreales; Nectriaceae. The transcript has 3 exons. The coding region runs from base 313 to 1749 and encodes 478 amino acids.
CAUUCCCAGUUCAGUCUGUGUUUGAUACAAACCUGUUUAACUUACUUGUCUCACUCCCCCCUCUUUCCAUAGGUAGACAAUCUCUCAAAUACUACUGUAUCUCUCUUGGGCCGUCUUCUCCCCGCAUUCACCAUUGUUGAUCCCCCUUGAACCGCGCGCAACAGCUUGAACCUCAAAACUCCACCGUUGUUGAACUGUAUAUCCCUAGAAGUAUCUUUUGAUUAUAAACAUACGGCGCAUUUCUUCAAUCUUAACAGUUUCAUCACCUCCUCCCUCUAUACCAUUCUUCUCACUCCCCACAAAUCCUCCGCCAUGGCUUCUCCAGACCCUAAAUCCAUCACCGUCGACUCCCUCCCCCAGCUCCUCCAAAAUGACAACAUGGUCAAGCUCGCAGGCGUAGACGUCGACGGCAUACUGCGCGGCAAGCUGGUGUCCAAGAAGAAGUUCCUCUCCAUCGCCGAAGCCGGCUUUGGCUUCUGCUCCGUCAUCUUUGGCUGGGAUAUGCACGAUCGUACAUAUAUCCGCGAGCUCAAGAUCUCAAACGCUGAGAACGGAUACCAUGAUCUCCUUGCUAUUCCAGAUCUUUCUACCUUUAGGAGGAUUCCUUGGGAGGACGAUGUUCCUCUGUUUUUGGUGGACUUUUUGGAUCCUGAAACCAAGAAGCCUAUUUGUGCUUGUCCCAGAGGUCUGGUUAAGACGCAGCUUGAGAAGCUCAAGGAGCAUGGUUACGGUGCCAUGGCAGGCGCUGAAUAUGAAUUCUACCAAUUCAAAUCCCCCGACCCUUCAUCCUCAUCCCCAGCCGCAUACCUCCAACAAAACCCCCCUCACCAACUCCCCGCCCUCACAGAAGGAAUGUUCGGCUACUCCCUCACCCGCCCCGUCCACAACCAAGACUACUACUACGACGUCUUCAACACGUGCGCAAAGUUCUCCUGCGACAUCGAGGGCUGGCACACCGAGUCCGGCCCGGGCGUCUUCGAGGCCGCCCUCGAGUUCGGCGAGAUCGCGCAGAUGGCUGACCGCGCCGCGCUGUUCAAGUACGUCGUCAAGAGCGUGAGCACAAAGUACGGCAUCACACCCUGCUUCAUGGCCAAGCCGAAGCAGGGCCUGCCUGGAAAUAGUGGGCACAUGCAUGUCUCGAUCGUUGAUAAGGAUGGCAAGAACUUGUUUGCAAGGGAGGCCAAGGAUGAGAAUGCCAAGUGGAGUGAUAUUGAGAACCUUUCUGAUAUGGGACGUCAUUUCCUCGCUGGCCUCCUCGUCGGUCUUCCUGACAUCAUGCCCCUCCUCGCACCAACCAUCAACUCCUACAAGCGCCUCGUCGAGAACUUCUGGGCUCCCGUCACAGUAUCAUGGGGUCUUGAGCACCGCGCUGCGUCAAUCCGUCUCAUCACACCCAAACCCUCAGCAACACGCUUCGAAGUCCGAGUUCCCGGCGCAGAUACAAACCCCCACUUCGUCCUCGCAGCUAUUCUCGGCUGUGGAUGGCGCGGUGUCGAGAAAAAACUCGAGAUUCCUACGCCUCCGCUUGCAAUGGGCCAGGAUGUCGGCGGUGACGCUGAUCCGGGUGAGAGAUUGGCCAAGAGUCUUAAGGAGGCUACGGCGCGCUUUAUGGAGAAGGGCAGCAUUGCACGGGAAGUAUUUGGCGAUGAUUUCGUGGAACACUUUGGCGGCACAAGAGAGCAUGAGGUCCGUCUAUAUGACGAGGCAGUAACUGAUUGGGAAAUGAAGCGAUAUAUCGAGACUGUUUGAUUUGGAUAUCUGGAGUUGUUCUGUUCUGUUCUCUUUAGUUCUGUUUUGUACGGGUACAUGGGGCGUACUGUGGGCAUCUCUGUAGCAUGAGAUACGCGUGAAGUGAGUGCAUACGACGUGAGAUGAUCAAGUGUCGGGAGUCAUCCUGAUAGACGAAUAUACCUUUGACACCUUGCAUCUCCUGUAUCUUCCGGUCGACUCAUCCUGACUGUGACCGCUGAAAUGGUAGUUCAGCUCUUAUGAUGUAGACCUCUGCCCCGGCCGAUGCCUUGUACUGUAUCCAAGGCUAGCGGUAUCCAACUCCAUCCACCCAGCCAUGCUCCAGUAACUCAACCCGACCUUAAUCACUCGGUAAAUCUCUUCCAUACCCUGUAUGUUCCAUAUGGUAUCCAUUUCCCACCGCGGGAAUAUCUCCCCGAGCUCAUUGGUUUGCACCAUUUCCUGUUCUUCCUGACAUCCGCCCCAGACACAAUGCCUUUGACGCCGUCCGUGAUGACCCAAAAACUCCAAUAUAUGCACAUAGAUCUCUAUGCCUAUUUCUUAAAUCUAUUUGCCGCAGUCCUUUCGAGCCGUAACAAAGGUCCUAUCAAAAUUAGCCACCAACACACACACGCACUAAUACAACAAAACUUACACUUUUCCC